AUGUCACAUCGUGGAACAAAAGUGGACAAUAUUCCCGAUCUGAGUACAUGUAUGCAGGGUGCCAUGAAAAGACCCUGCAUAUAUGCACUCAGAUCGGAAACUUUGUUCACGAUGUCACAUCGUGGAACAAAAGUGGACAAUAUUCCCGAUCUGAGUACAUGUAUGCAGGGUGCCAUGAAAAGACCCUGCAUAUAUGCACUCAGAUCGGAAACUUUGUUCACGAUGUCACAUCGUGGAACAAAAGUGAGAGCAAACCAAACAUUUUAA
Trichomonas vaginalis G3 is the source of this 267-nucleotide messenger RNA. RefSeq lists its product as uncharacterized. The record is from RefSeq and is a predicted model, not a curated record. Lineage: Eukaryota; Parabasalia; Trichomonadida; Trichomonadidae. The coding region runs from base 1 to 267 and encodes 88 amino acids. The transcript has a single exon.